Molecule: messenger RNA, 581 nt
Organism: Gigantopelta aegis
Lineage: Eukaryota; Metazoa; Mollusca; Gastropoda; Neomphalida; Peltospiridae
Exons: 3
Coding region: 144-581 (145 amino acids)
Source: RefSeq, a predicted model, not a curated record
GUAAGAGGAAACUAUUCGAUACUGUCAUUUAUUUUACACAGUUGCCAGAAUAACUGACAUUAUAUUCAUAGAGAGAGAUUAUUGGGAGUUUCAAAACGUGAAGGGUUUGAGAUUUUCGCAAUUACAUGAACAACUAAGACAAAAUGGCUCAAGAUUGGACCUGCAUUUGUUGUACAUAUGACAAAAACCCUGAUGCUGAUGAUGAAUGUUUCAUGUGCGGCACCGCACGCCAGACGCCGGGUACACCACACCAGAGUCAGCUGCAAGGCACGGCACGCCAGAGUAAGCUGCAAGGCACGGCACACCAGAGUCAGCUGCAAGGCACGGCACACCAGAGCCUGGAUUCAUCAAACCACAGUCGGGGUAAAUUUUUUAAGAGACAUGGUCAGGGCAAACCAGCGUUCAAGCCAGACGAGAACGAACUUCCCUCUCUAACUGUUCGCUGGGACGCUUUCAAAAUGGGCAGUCCUGAAGGGGACACUAACACAGAUAGCAAGAGCAAAUCACCCAACCCGGCUUUGUACAAGACAAGAACAUUUCGCCAGAUGACACCAGGUAUAGUAGAUUCAAAAUAUACAUAA